Molecule: messenger RNA, 1524 nt
Organism: Phragmites australis (common reed)
Lineage: Eukaryota; Viridiplantae; Streptophyta; Magnoliopsida; Poales; Poaceae
Product: probable protein ABIL3
Exons: 8
Coding region: 433-1461 (342 amino acids)
Source: RefSeq, a predicted model, not a curated record
AACCCCUUCCUUGCCUUCUUCCCCGUCGCAAUCGUCCCCCUCCCUCUCCCUCCCUGCGUUGGGCCAUCCUUGCUCACGCCCCCUCCCCCGUCACCACCAAUCGUUAGCACAGCAACCUCCCAAGCCACAGGGAGGGACCCAAACCAGAUCUUGGCAGACAGGUGGUGGUUCAACUCCCUCCCCUUCAUUAGGUGUUUAUUUAGGUGAGCCACCCCACCGCCGCCGCCCACCGGAGGGGAGCAGCAGCCCGGGGGGCGGGGCACUUCAUCUUCUUCAUCAAAAGCUUCCUGCUUUCUUGGGGGGUUUUGCCAAGGAGGGGAAGGGGUUUUGGUGUUCUUGGGAGGAGGAAUCUUGGUAGGAGGCGCCUGGAUUUUGACUCCCAUUUCUGAUUGGUUGGUGGGUGGUGCCGGUGGUGAAGGCGCAGCUUCAGUCAUGGAGGCGGUCGCAAUGUCGCCAUCCUCCGUCUCCUCCCACCACCAUGAUGCUGCCUCCAUCAGCGAGGACAUCUCCUUGCAAGAAGGCCUCCUCUUCUCAGACAGCCUCAAGGACCUGAGGAAUCUGCGGUCACAGCUAUACUCAGCAGCAGAAUAUUUUGAAGUAUUCUACAGAAACAAUUCGCACAAAUCUACGGUGAUGACGAGUUUGAAAGAUUACACAGUUGAGGCCCUUAUUAGCACCGUGGAUCAUCUGGGUUUUGUGUCAUACAAGGUGGAUAAUCUUGUCAGCGAAAAAGCUGAUGAGGUUAAUGAAACAGAAUUUCGAGUAUCUUCAGUUGAACAGAGGGUACGAGUUUGCCACCAGACGAUUGAUCAGGAAGGAAGAUCUCAACAAUCUCUUCUCAUCAAGGCACCAAAAUACCACAGGCGUUACAUAUUACCAGGCCCAGAUCUACUGGAAUCUUCCAUUCAUCCAGUUUCAGAGCCUCCACGGUAUAACAGGCAAUAUAGAAGUCGCAAAAUGCACAAGAGUCGAUCUUGUAAGUUCAUUAAAUUUCUGAUCUCUAAUUUUUUUUUAAAUUAUUAUUGUGCCGUUGAUUUGCAACUGGUACUUCUUCCAGCCAUUUCUACUCCAGGUUGUCGACAGACUACAAUGAGGCAUGCUCGUUCACCAUCUCCUACACCUAAUAAUACAUAUCAUCGAUCACGGUCUUUUUCCCCUUCUCGAAAAGCACGAGCUAAAUCUCCAUCUCCUCGGAUCGUGAACUCAAAUACAAAAGAAACAAGGGCAGGCUCGCCAAUACCAAAUUCCAACCCUCUUGCACGGUCCACUACGGUUGCAAGAAGACCACCUGUGAACCCAAAGCAUUUUAGACAAACUUCAAUGCAAUUGCACACCGAUUGGAACAACCACAAAGAGCAGGAGAAAAGCUCAAGCAAAGGCAGGGGUUUCCUCAAGUCGUUGCUCACGAGGCGUAGGUGGAGGAAUGACGAGUCGUUGUACAGUUACCUGGACGAGUAUUGAUUACUGAGAUGUUUAAACCCAAAGUUUCAUGUAAACUGAAUCUUCACUAUUUCAGUUCUCUGA